Molecule: messenger RNA, 5798 nt
Organism: Rubroshorea leprosula
Lineage: Eukaryota; Viridiplantae; Streptophyta; Magnoliopsida; Malvales; Dipterocarpaceae
Source: the annotation of a GenBank genome assembly
AACGGGUAAAUAAAUCAAUUCAUUGUUUGAAAGACAGUAUAUGCAUUGUUGUAGAAGUAGGAAGGAGGAGAACAAUGGAAGGAAUUGGGUUUGGGAGGGGAUCAGGCCCAAAGGUCGACCCGAAGUUGCCGAACCCUUUUGAUUCACUUCGCCAUCCUUCUCCCCCCUCCGCCGCUGUUCGACCCACCAGGGGACCUGAAGCUGCAAAUAGGGUGUCCACACCUCCUCCUGCUUUUGUAAACCCCACUCAUGCUAAUAGAACUCUAUCUGCUGGAGUCCAAAGGACCAUUGAAUCUCCUCUUAAAUGGGAUGAUGGGCAAAGAUCUCCCUUAAAAGAGUAUGAUGCCCAAACUCAUCCUAGACCAACUGCUGCUAUGUCCUUAAUUGCUAGACGUGGUUCUGAAACAAGUGUUUCAGCUAAGAUUACCCAAUUCCCAGAGCUGAAGAGAACUAGAUCUCCUACAUCCUUCUCUAGAAAUGAAGAUGUAUCAAGAUACUCUAGUCAAGCUUCCUUUCAAAGCAAUUUGGAAUUGGUUGUGCAUAACUAUGGUCACUCAUUUCCACCAACAACACAAUCACCUUCUUCAGCUUUGGGAAGCAAAUUUCAUCCUACAGCUGUCAGUUCUCAAAGGCCUGGUUUACAAUCCUCUGUGCAGCAGGAUAAGCAUGCAAAGUUGCCUGCCAAUCUUCCAAACCUAUUGUCUCGUCAGAACCAAUCUUUGCCCUCAUCUUAUGUAAAUCCCUUUUUUCAUAGAAAAAGCCCUGCCAAUCAACUGACUGAUAUCCCAAAAGGUAUCCGAUUUCAACCUAUGGAAUCUGCUAAGGAAGUUUCUGAGGAGUAUCCUCAGUUUGUUCAAAAUGAUCCUAGAAGGCCUUCAGCAUCACCUCCUAGGUUGGGUGCUACUUCAAAUGUUCUUUUAAACACACAUGAUUCUCGAAUUUCUCAAAGGGACUUGCCUAUGCAGAACAAUAAAGUUUCUACCAUGGACAAAAUCACCUCCUUGCCAGUUUCUAAAAGAACAAGGUCUCCUCCUUUAGCAUUACAAGAUGAAGUUUUGCUGGCAACCUCUAGUAACAGGCAGGAUGAGAAUGAACGAGAAAUGCAAGCCAAGGCAAAGCGAUUGGCCCGCUUCAAACCUGAACUGAGUGAAGCUGUGGAAAUGAGACGAACUAAUAAGUUAGAUGAAAAGAUUUCUGCAAAUAGACAUCAGCAAUCCAUGGAGGAGAGGAGAAAAUUUGUUGGGGAUAAUUCAACAGAAUCAGCUGGGGAUUUCAUUGAAGGCAAUGCAUCAUCUGACUUUGAAGGCUUGGAAACUUCCAGCGUUAUUGUUGGGUUAUGUCCAGAUAUGUGCCCAGAGUCAGAAAGAGCAGAAAGAGAAAGAAAAGGGGAUCUUGACCAGUAUGAACGUUUGGAUGGUGAUAGAAAUCAAACUAGCAAAUUCCUAGCUGUUAAGAAGUAUAAUAGGACAGCAGAGAGAGAAGCAAGUUUGAUACGGCCCAUGCCAGUCCUGCAGAAGACAAUUGAUUAUCUGCUAAAUUUACUAGAUCAGCCUUAUGAUGGCAGGUUCCUUGGAAUAUAUAACUUCUUGUGGGAUAGGAUGAGAGCUAUUCGAAUGGAUUUGAGGAUGCAGCAUAUUUUUGACCAGGGGGCUAUUACAAUGUUGGAGCAAAUGAUAAGGCUUCACAUUAUUGCCAUGCAUGAAUUAUGUGAAUAUACCAAAGGAGAGGGCUUUGCUGAGGGAUUUGAUGCACACCUCAAUAUUGAACAGAUGAACAAAACAUCUGUUGAAUUAUUUCAAAUGUAUGAUGAUCACAGGAAGAAAGGAAUAAAUGUGCCAUCUGAGAGGGAAUUUAGAGGUUAUUAUGCACUUCUCAAACUUGACAAACAUCCUGGUUAUAAAGUUGAACCUGCAGAGCUCUCAUUGGAUCUUGCAAAGAUGACUCCUGAAAUAAGACAAACACCAGAAGUUCUGUUUGCCCGUAAUGUAGCCAGAGCUUGCAGAACAGGUAAUUUUGUUGCCUUCUUUAGGUUGGCAAGGAAGUCUAGUUACCUUCAAGCAUGUCUAAUGCAUGCUCACUUUUCAAAGUUAAGAACUCAGGCCCUUGCUUCUCUACACUGCAGCCUCCAGGGUAACCAAGGUCUUCCUGUCAACCUUGUAGCUAGAUGGCUUGGGAUGGAGGAGGAAGAGGACAUAGAGAGCCUUUUAGAGUAUCAUGGGUUUUCUAUAAAGGAAUAUGAGGAACCAUACAUGGUGAAGGAAGGCCCACUUCUUAAUGCUGAGAGUGACUAUCCUACUAAGUGUUCCAGACUUGUUCAAUUGAAGAGGUUGGGAAGUAUUUCUGAGGAUGUGUCAGCUUCUUCUGAAAUGGUUUCCUUGCCUGUGGAAGCACCGAGAGAAAAGCAGCCGGAUAAAAUCUACAAGCAUGAUCCGAUAGUGACUGAUGUCAAAAAAGCUGAUGAAGAAAUGCCUGAUUGGGUGGUUAUUUCACCUCCAAAGGACCAGACACGAGUGCAGUUAAUGUCUGGGACUUCAAUUGUUGAUCAUAGAAGUCAAGAUGGGCAUCCCAAGAUUAGCACAUUCUCACUGUGGAAUCUCCCCAAAGCACAUAGUUCCCCUCGGUCCCAACCAGCUAAUAUUGAAGUUGUGAAGAAACAUGAUUUCAAAAUAUUUCCACAGAGAGGGAUGGAGGGCAUGCCAUCACAUAUUAUCUCAAGAACAACUCUUACUGAAAGAUCUCCUAGUGGUAAAUAUGAUAAUUCUGUGGAAAGCCCAGGUCCCCAAAGUACGGUAAUUGAUGAAUUAAAAUCUCAGCCAGACAGAUCCCCAAGUGAUAAAUACAAUAAUAAUGUUGAAAAUUUAGUACCUGAAACCAGGGCUGUUGAUAACUUUAAAUCUCCAGAGAGAUUAACAAGUGGUAAAUAUGAUUAUUACACUGUGGAAACUUCAGUACUUCGAGGUGUUACCAUUAAUGAGAUGGAAGAAGAUGAAGGACCUCUGGAUACUAGUCAAGAAAUUCAAACUGAUGUAGUUAUGACAAAUUGUCAUGAUGAAUUUGCUGAUGCAAAACUAAAAUUGAUUCUAAGGCUCUGGAGACGGCGCUCUGCAAGGCUAAGGGACCUACGUGAACAAAGGCAGUUAGUGGCUGAAGCUGCACUUAGUUCACUAUCAUUGGGACCACCAAUUCAAUAUAAUAAAAAUAGGGUCCCUGUGGGGGAGCUUGAUUUUGAUAAUGUUAUGAGGGAGAGAUAUGAAAAGCGUGAGAGAUCAUGGUCAAGGCUGAAUGUUUCAGAUGUGGCAGCAGGUAUAUUAGGACAAAGAAAUCCAAAUGCUAAAUGUCUUUGUUGGAAAAUUGUCUUAUGUUCUUAUGUUAAUGGGCUGGAAGGAGGUCCAUUAAUGCAGAAGAGCCAGCUUGCUAAUUGUGCAGCUGGUUCAUGGUUGUUCUCAAAGCUCAUGCCUUCUAGAGAAGAAACUGAUUGUGAUCUAAUAGCUUCAUAUCCUGGCAUGUCAAUAUGGAAGAAAUGGGUUCCUAGCCAAUCUGGCAUGCAUGAUAUGACUUGCUGCUUAUCAGUUGUGAAGGAGACAAAAGUUGAUAAUUUGAACGAGACAGUAAAUGGUGCAAGUGCAGUUUUGUAUCUUGUAUCUGAAAGGAUCCCAUGGAAGCUUCAAAAAGUUCUACUUCAUAACCUUAUGAUAUCAAUUCCUUCUGGUUCUAGUCUGCCUCUUCUGAUCUUAUGCGAAUCUUUCAGUGGAGAAAUUUCUGAUCCUUCAUCAAUUAUAGCUAAUGAAUUGAGCCUCCACGACUUGGACAAAUCACGAGUAAGCAGCUUUUCAGUUGUUUUCCUUGCUGGUAACCUGCAACUGGGACAACCAGAUGUCUUUUUCAGUGAUGAACAACUAAGGAAAGGACUGCAAUGGUUGGCGAGUGAGUCACCCCUACAACCUGCUUUGCAAAGCAUCAAGUUACGCAAACUUGUGAUGUCUCAAUUGAGUCCUUCAUUAGAGAUGCUGGACAAGAUGAGUGGCCAUGAUGUUGGUCCAAACCACUGCAUCUUUGCCUUCAACAAAGCAGUAGAUUGGUCAUUGGGAGAAAUUGUUGCUGCUGCAAAAGCAAAUCCUACCAGUUGGCCUUGUCCUGAGAUUAAUUUGCUUGAAGAUUCUAGUGAUGAGCAUUUGGUGGUGAAGUGGUACUUGCCAAGUGUAGGAUGGAGUUCAACUGCUGCAACAACUCCACUUGAAUGUGCAUUAAGAGAGUGUAGACUUCCUAGUUUUUCUGACGAUAUCUCAUGGUUGCAUAGAGGCUCUAGUUUUGUUCAAGAGAUUAAGAACCAGAGAGUACAGCUUCAAAAUUGCCUGAUUAGAUACCUGACACAAUCAAGCAAGAUGAUGGGUGUCCCACUAGCAACAGAAGAGGCAUGUAUUAUGCUACAGAGAAGCACACGUCUUGAACUCUCCAACUUGAGUUAUCAUGUAGUUCCAAACUGGGUUAUGAUUUUCCAACGGAUUUUCAAUUGGCGGCUAAUGAGUUUAUGUACUGGAGCCCCCUCUUCAGCUUAUGUUCUAGAGAGUCAUCUUUCUGAUAAGUUGGAAGAUUUGGAUAAGUUAUGCCUUGAACAUAGCACUCCACUUCAUUGUUUUAGACAACCAUCCCUGGAUGAAGUAAUUGAAGUUGGUUGUAGCCCCUUGAAAUCUGGGAGGGGUGAAUUCGAGACACAGGCUUUUCAACCUGAGAUAAUGUCCAAUGGUGAAAUUCAGAAUCCUGCCUUGACAAGCAUUUUAACAGAGGAUGAAGAAGAUCCUUCACAUAAAGGUAAACAACUAGUUGUUGCAGAGGACGUUACUCCCUUGACCACCAAGGUAAAUGACCAUAACGGUCAAACAUUUGCAGCUGUGGGAGAGUCCGAAAAGAUUAACAAGUUGUUAGAGCAAUGUAACAUGAUACAAAACAGUAUAGAUGAGAAGCUAUCGAUUUUCUUCUGACAUGCCAAUUGUGUUUGGACAGAACAAUUUUAUAUCUUGUAUAUGUAACCUCACUAUUGAAGAAGAUGAGGUUUUGUAUCAAAUAGUUUUUGCAGCAUGAGAAAUGUUUUUUGCACGAUGAGCUUCGCUUCUGUGAGCUUUCUGUUUCUGGCUUUGCAUAGUGAACCACCGAAUCAUUCACCUGCCUAAUUGUUGUGCAUCAUUGGAUAAUAGUCUGGGUUUUGAUUUGGACUGAUUCAGAAAGGAAGGACGCUUCCGGCAGCUCCAAUUGAGCAAGCCAUGUGGGUCAUCAUUUGGAGUUUGCAUACAUCACAAAUUUGUCAUCCUAUGAAGCAUGGUUAAGGAAAGAAACAAACCUAACCUCAUAAGAUAUUAAACAUGAUUGGAUGAGUUUUCAAUCAUUGAUUGGCGCAUAGAUAAAAGGACAAGUCCUAGACAAUCGCAUGCAUAUCAUCGUGUUCAUACAAAUAAUGGAACCCGUUGGAAAACACAGUUUACAACCACGGUAUCUAGUUUUCUGACUUUCUCAAUAGCAGGACACAAAACUUAAUCUGUACAUCGUUAAGAUCCUGCGCUGACAAACAAGAAGAGUUCUUCCGAACUGAGUGUGGAAAACAUAUCUUCAAGUUAGUGUUCAAUCAUUUCAUAAGCGAAUGUCCUUAGACUUGAGCUCAGACUUCAUUUGUUCCUCUUCAUGUCUGAAGUUUUGAAUUAAGCAGGCGAGGAGAGUGGUUUGUUUUCCUCUUCUUAGACCUCCAUGAAUUUAUGUGGUAGUAACGGUGUUAUGAGUAUGAUUCCUAAGAAAGCCAUUAAAUCAUG